This is a messenger RNA of Moneuplotes crassus, 2590 nucleotides long. The record is from the annotation of a GenBank genome assembly. NCBI's taxonomy places the organism in Eukaryota, Ciliophora, Spirotrichea, Euplotida, Euplotidae.
UUUUGAAGUUUUAUUGAAAAUAACUCAAAAUGGAGCAGGCAGACCCAUCACUAAAUACAGAUUUAGUAUCGAUAAACACUCAGAACACUUUAAAUUCCGAAGAAAAGGAAGACUACAAUAUCCUACAAACUCAGAAAACAGAGGAAGAUCUAUGGAACAAAUAAGGAGCUCCAUCCAGAUCUCAGCCAGGAUGGACUAAAUAAUGAUGAUUUAAUACAUUUAGUCGAGACUGAAGCUGAAGGAGACACUCUCACAAGUGAUAGCAGUCAUGUUUAUAUAGACAUCCCUUCUUCUCAAGAGGAUACUUUUGAAUGCGAGCAGGAUGAUGAUGAAUCUAAAACUGUAGACUAUACUUCUUAUCCUAGUUACGGCGAAUCUCAAGAAGAAAUACUUGAAAGAUACAAUGAAAUCGGUAUCCAUGAUAACCUCUUGUUCAAAGCAAGAGUGCCUAAGGGUACAAUGAACUGAUUUGAGCUCAUCUGCAUCACAGAUGACUGCCCUGUAGCUCUCCAGUUUGAUUAUGAUGAGGAGAAAUAAGUUAUACAGCAGAGACCCUUGCUUUGAGACAACUCAUAAUCAUUUUCUCAAUGUUCCUGAAGUAAGGGAACUAGAAGAGGAUAUCAUAAGUGAUCUUAGAGACGCAUACUUUCAUGAUCCAUGAGUCAAUACUCACGAUUUUGCGGCAAAAAUAUCUGAAAUAGCCAAAGUAGAAGUUGAGCCUUAUGAGUCGCUAAUGAUUUUGCUCUCCAUUAAAAAGGAAUUUAGGGUAGAUUUAGCCAUGCUUGCUCUAGAUCUCAAAAAUAUCCAGCAAGCUCAAGAUAAUAUCCAUAUCAUCCUGAACAAAGGAGAUCUAACAGUGAUGUUUGUCCAAACUGAAGGAAUGAAGCAGCAUCUGAUUCACAACCCAUACAGUAUAUUAGUGUCAGUAUCUUCAGAUAAACAAAACAAGUAUGGAUUCCAUGUUAUAACUUUCACCUCAAUCACAAUAUUCGGCCAAGCAGUCACCUGAGGCCUAGGAUUUAUCAACAUAAAAUCUGAUGAUACUUUUGGCUGGGUUUUCAGCAAAUUUUUAGAUAGAGCAGGGCAGCUUCUCAAAGGAAAAUAUCCUCCGAUAUUCAUAAUCCCAUUUGAAGCUGAAGUAAUUGCUGCAGGGUGGAAUACGCUUGGACAGGUAUCCAGAAUGUAUUGUAGUCAAUACAGUAUGAUCAAUGCAGUGAGAGAUAUUCUUCGAGACUACCUUGACGACGAUGAAGAAGAUGCUAAACUUGUUUUCACCCUCUCACUGAAAAUUAUCACAGAAACUUCACUAAAGAAAUGGGAAAAACUUGAAGAGAAAAUCAUCGAGAAGCUUGGCUUCUGCAAAUAUGUCUACAGAUGGUACGAUAAGUUUUUCUUCGACCAAAAAAAUCUCUGGAGGAUGACUACCAAAGACAAGAUGUUCUACACUGGAGGCCUCCAUACAAAUUAUCGUGGCCAAGAUAUGCAUAAAUAUCUGUUUAAAAAGCUCACAUGAGCUAGUGGAUUGUUUGAAAUAAUCAAAUUAGUUGAGAAAAUCCAAUAUUACGACUUUUCCCUUAAAAUCCUCGACAGAGAAAUCUCAAUGAUCAAGAGUCACCCAGUAAAAGUUGCUAUAAAACGGUCUUUCACUCCUUACAGUGUGAGCUUCAUGAUCAAAGAAAUGCUGAAAUCCUUCGAUCAUACAGUAGAAAUCAUCGAAGAAGAGACAAAAUACAAGAUAAAAGAGCACAAUUCCAUUGGUGGGCGAAGUUUUAAGGUAAAAUAAGACCAGAUCAAAGCAAAAGGCAGGAAAUUUCAGGAACUUCGAGAUCUCAUGUAACUGCCCAUUCUUCCAGACUCACCUGAUGAUCUGCAGGCAUAUUUUCAAAAUAUUCUCAGUGCUCCAACUGAAGACGGUGCAGUACUUCGACUACAUCCCUCACUGGCGAGAAGAUGCUAGUCUUAAAAAGUUCAAGGUAAAAGUUGACAAGAAGCGCUUCUGCGCUGGAGUCGUCACCUUCAAGCACGAGAAACGUCUUAGAAGUUUUAUGGAGUUCAUAGGUGACAAAUGCAAGAAAGGUGGCAGCGUUUCCAAAACCGGCAAGAACAAAGGCACCAGAGUUGGUGGCGGCUUUGACAAACGCACUGUCAAAGAGAUGAAAGCUAGAUAUAUGGAGAACAAAGAACGCAUUCGUCAAGAAUUUGGAGAUAGGAAGAAAAUUGAGAUGUACUAUGAACAAGCCAAGAAAGAUAAAGCGAAGAAGAAAGAUGUCUUUGAUAUGACUGAAAUCGAGAAGAAGCCCAAACAGAAGUUUAAGAAGGAGCCUAAAAAAGCAAAGAAUCAGGGGAGCUCAAGCAGCUGUUCUGACGAGGCGUCAUCCUCUUCAGCAGCUGGAUCUGAUUCUGAAUCGGAAUCUGAGUCUGAUUCAGACUCUUCAGCCUCAGGCUCAUCUUCAGCUGAAGUCGAUGAAGAUGGAGAGAUCAAAUCAAAGAUUCAUGAAAAGCUAGAGCAAACUUCUGGAAAGAAAAGAGAGAUAAAAGAGCAAUCUAAAGCUGCUGAAGAAGAGAUAGUAAUUCUCUAAUCCCCAUACUU